This is a messenger RNA of Pseudo-nitzschia multistriata, 1407 nucleotides long. NCBI's taxonomy places the organism in Eukaryota, Bacillariophyta, Bacillariophyceae, Bacillariales, Bacillariaceae. The record is from the annotation of a GenBank genome assembly.
UGAAAGUUUUUCCUGAAAGGACACGCAACGAAAAGUAGCAGCAAAAGCUCGGUUGAUAGGUAGCUGAGCCAAACGAAAGAAAACCCAAUCAUGGCUUUCAUGAAAAUGAAUUAUCGAAAGCAAUUCCUUAUCACAGCUACGAGUUCUAGAGGGACAACGCGUUUUCCAUUUGGAGUGUCAAGGAAUGAUAUAGAUAGAGCAAUAGAAAUAUGCAACAGCAGCCGUCCUGAGCGAGUGUGCUUUGAUGACUGGAUGGUGCUUAUUUUCAUCCUAUCGAAAGUAGGGAUCGUGGAUCUACAAAACAGGGAGGAUGACUGCCGCAACUUGGUGCAUCGCGAUCGCUGGUACUAUCGGACCGAUCACGAAGGACGUAUUAACUACCUGAGCCUAUUUGGCAAGGUGGGUUGUCCCUUUGACCUUCCACCAGAGAUUGGUUAUCUCGAAUGCCUAGAAUAUCUCCGCCUGAAACGCUGUCGAUCCAUUCCCGGCAGGGAACUUUCGAGUCUGCCGCAUUUGGAGGUUCUUUCGUUCGACAAAUGCAACUUUCAGUUUUUGCUCCACCAAGACGAUGUCGAACACAACACCAAAAACAGUUUUCUCUCUAGGAUAAAACUGAUAAAUUUGAAGACUCUUCGCAUCGAACGAAGCAAGAUUCCCGCGUCUUCGUCCAUUGUAUCUUUGCUAGCGGGGGAGCUUCCCGAGCUCCAAAAACUCUAUCUGUGUGACAUAGACUGUCACUCAAUGAAAAACGUUCUGGAAGCUCUUACCAAUCUCGAUGUGAGCUUUCAAGAUAGUCUUUCUCAUUUCGCAUUGAUAGAUUGCUGCCUCGAGCACCAUAAUUUGGAAACGAUUUUCAUGGACAUACUAGGCAAGUUUUUGAAAAUUGUUCACCUCGACAUAUGCAACAGCGAAGUUCAAAGCAUUCACUCCCUUGUGGAGGGACUAAAGCGUGAACGAAGAAAUGGUGCUAGCAAUCCUGAACAAUCGACCCUCCGCCACCUGGGUCUAACAUACACCUCCGCCAAGAAUGAAAUAUUUGUGAACGACGGGAGGGAAAAGGAUGCCAUUGUAUAUCUUCUACGGACAUUCAAAACGAUUUCUGAUGUCGCGCUGGGCGCUAUUCAAUUCGAUCAGGACAUAGAAUACGAGAUAUUAGCAAACAAAGCAGGACGGAGCCUUGUAGAAUGUGGAAACAAUCGGCCGUUGCUGCUGUCGGGGUGGCCCGCAGUUUUGGAACGGGUAACUCGAAACCGAAAAAUCAAUUAUAAUUCCAUUGAGAAGCCUGUACGCCCUGUCACUGGACUCUAUUAUCUCCUUCGCUUUGGACCAGUUCUAAUGAGCGCCGCGAACUGGUGAUACUUCCAAGGAACGAGCACAUCCUGAAGGCAAUAGAAGACCAAUAUAUAC